AUGAGUCACAACGAUAAACAUUCAGCUACUUUCGCUUGGGGUGCCGGAGCACAAUCCGUCCAUAUCGCUGGAAACUUCAAUGAAUGGUCAGCUACUGCUACUCCAUUGAAAAAACAACCUGAUGGAAGUUUCACCGCCCAAGUCCCUUUACCUUGGGGUGAGAAACAAGCUUUCAAAUAUGUUGUAGAUGGAGAAUGGAAAGUAAGAGAGGAUGAAGCUAAAGAAUGGGACGCCGCCGGAAACAUGAACAACGUCUACACCGCACCUCCCGCACCUAUCUCUCACUCUCAAUCAUCAGCUUCACCUUCGGCCGUAGCUGCCAAAACUCCUACUCCAGCUCCUGCAUCAUCGGAGAAAACUGCUCACCCAACGGAGAAAGAUCAACCUUCAGCUCUCAACAACUCAGGACCCGUCCGAUCUGCUGUUCCAGCUUCCAAUAUCCCAGAUACCCCAGCUCCUACAGCUACCAAAACUGAACCUUCAACUUUAAUCGCUUCUUCAGCUCCAGGUUCAGCUUUGGGUCCACCUAUUCUCGGAGGUGCAGUUUUCCCUUCUUCACCUAAAACCAAAAAUACACAUCAUACCGACUUUGAAACUACUUCCUCUUCACCCACUACUGCUACUGCCACCACCACCUCUGAACGAGUCGUAUCAGCUCCUGCUCCUGUUCCUGUUGCCGCUCCCGCCUCUGUGCCAGCAGCAACCACCACCACCUCUACUUUGGACACUCAUCAUCAAAAAGCAGUUCCAGCUUCUAAGCCUUUAGCGGACGAACCAAUUUCAGUCCAAAUCGAGAAAGUAGCUAAACAAGCAAACAUCGGUGAAGCCCCUGCUCCUGGAACAGAAGAACAAGGUAUCGCUGAGAAAGCUUCAGAAUUCGCUGCCGGUGCUCUUGCCGCCAUCGGUGCUGUUGUUGGAAACGCCGCUGUCGCUGUCGAAAACCUCACCGGUGUAGAUCUAGCUCAUACUGCUCCUCUUUCGGUUGAAGAAGCUAAAGCUCAAGGUAUCGAUGUCAGAUCAUUAAACAAAACAGACGCUCCCACAGAUACCGUCGCCCCUGUCGGAACAGCCCCAUCUGCAUCUGCAGUUGACGCUCUACAGGAAAAGGUCGACGAGUUGAAACUCAACACCGCUUCUACCUCCACUACAGCUAACACUUCCAAUGGCAACAGUAGAGUAGCGGACGUGCCUUUACCUAAGACCGCCGAGCCUAAGACUUCUCUCCCACCUCCCGGUACUGUCAAUCUCAACCACAAAGAACCUGAGUCUAAGCCAAAGCAUGAUGUUCCCGCUCAACACGAGACUAAAGCCAACCAUCAAACCGUUCCUCAACCCAUCAUCACCACUGUGUCGGAUAAAGAUCCAAAGAAAGAUCGAACUGCUGCUUCAACAAGCUUAGAUGAUACUGCGGGAACAAAGCCAACCUCACCAAACCCAGGUGUUAGCGCUAAGAGGGAGAAAGAUAUCGCAGAGAGAGAUCCAGUAAGAACAGCUGCUGCUUCAGAUAGUCCUUUAUCAGAACCCAAGAUAGCACCAAACGCUCCUACCUCGAAUGUCAAAUCUGAUAAAGAUAACACUUCAAACAAUGUUGACAAAAUCACCCCUUCACCUCAAGCAAAAUCAAACGCAGCCCCUGCUCCUACACCCGCAGUAGCACCUUCUACCUCUGCUCCUACACCUGCAGCAGCUCCUGCAACUCCCGCUAAAACAGCGCCUAUUACCCCUGCGAAAGAUAUCGGUACUCCUGCCUCGACAACUUCCACUCCUGCUACUACACCCGCAAAAUCAGCUCAUGUCAAAGAUCAAACCACAGAUUCAGAUAUGAAGAAGAAGAAGAACAACAUCUUUGGCAAGAUCAAGCACGCUUUCUCUCCCAAGGACAAAUCCAAGUAA
Messenger RNA from Kwoniella shivajii, 1893 nucleotides. RefSeq lists its product as uncharacterized. The transcript has 7 exons. Gene Ontology annotation, biological process: signal transduction. Lineage: Eukaryota; Fungi; Basidiomycota; Tremellomycetes; Tremellales; Cryptococcaceae. Bases 1 to 1893 code for a protein of 630 amino acids. The record is from RefSeq and is a predicted model, not a curated record. Gene Ontology annotation, molecular function: protein kinase binding. Gene Ontology annotation, cellular component: nucleotide-activated protein kinase complex; nucleus; cytoplasm.